CUCCUCUCUACUCUACUUUCGGCCGAAGCGAGGCGGCAAGACAGUGGAUAUGUUUCACUCCUGUAUGAGACAACUUGAAAUAUUCCUAUUCUCUUUCCUCAUAAGCAGUAACCUCACGGACUAAUGGGGCUUAUACUACUGAGCCUGCUUCUUCGGUACUGGAUCAACACCGUGGAGGGAUCAUGUUCGGCUGGCAGCGCUGUGACUUGUGAUGAGUGUCUGCAGCUCAGUCCUCACUGUGCCUGGUGCUCUCAGGAGAAUUUCACAGACUGGUUUUCAGUCAGCAAAAGAUGUGACACACUGGAUAUCUUGCUAGAAAAGGGAUGUGCCAGGGACCAGCUGGAAUUCCUUGUUUCCAGAGGCCAAAUCCUGCAGGAUCGCCCACUCGGAAAGAAGACAGGCAGCGUUAACAGCACUCAGAUCUCCCCACAGAAAAUGUUACUCAAGUUGCGACCUGGCAGUCAGGUGACUUUCCAGGUCAAGAUUCAACACAUGGAGGACUAUCCUGUGGACAUCUACUACCUGAUGGACCUCUCGGCAUCCAUGAUCGAUGAUCUGGAGAUGAUCAAAGGCUUGGGCUCCGCUCUGUCCAAAGAGAUGGCUAACCUCACUAGUAAAUUUCGAAUGGGCUUUGGCUCUUUUGUGGAGAAACCCGUCCUGCCUUUCAUCAAGAUCACAAAAGAGGGGCUGGUUAACCCCUGCAGCGAUGUACAAUCAGUGUGCCUGCCAGCGUUUGGCUACAAACACGUCUUGUCUCUGACGAGUAGCACUGACAAGUUCAAUGAGAUCAUUGCAAGGCAGCAUGUAUCUGGAAAUAUCGAUGUGCCAGAGUGUGGCUUCGACGCCAUCAUGCAGGCAGCUGUUUGUGGGGACAAGAUAGGCUGGAGGAAUGAUUCGAUGCGUUUGCUGGUGUUUGUCAGUGAUGCUGACUCACACUUUGGGAUGGACAGUAAGAUGGCCGGCAUCGUUAUUCCCAAUGAUGGGCAGUGUCACCUGGAUGUCAACAAUGAAUACUCCAUGUCCACAAUGCAGGAGUAUCCCACUCUCGGUCAGCUGAUUGAUAAGGUGCUGGAGAACAACAUCUUACUGAUAUUUGCUGUGACAGAAAACCAGAAACACAUCUAUAAGAACUAUGCAAAUCUCAUACCUGGCGCCACAGUUGGAGUCGUAGCGAAAGAUUCACGGAACAUCCUUGAACUGAUCGUAACAGCAUACAAAGAACUGCGAUCAGAGAUCGAGCUGGAGGUCCUUGGAGACACAGAGGAGCUCCAGAUGUCUUUUACAGCCAUAUGCCCAAACGGGAACGUCCUCCCUGAUUUAAAACGCUGCUCCAACAUUAAACCUGGAGAGACGGUCAUGUUCAACGUGUCCGUGGUGCUUCCAGGAUGCCUGUCAGGAGUGCGGCACUUCUCCCUCAAACCGGUGGGUCUACAGGACAGUCUGGAGGUGGAGAUGGAGUCUCUUUGCUCGUGUGACUGCCGGCAGCCUCCAGAAGCUAACAGCAGCCAGUGCACCGAGGGCCAAGGGGCUUUCCAGUGUGGCAUGUGUGUGUGUCAGCCGGGGUUCCUGGGGGCGCAGUGCGAAUGCAAUGAGGAAAGUGCUUUGUUGAGAAACUGCCUGGCAAACAAUAAGUCUGAGAUUUGCAGCGGUCAGGGGCAGUGCUACUGCGGGCAGUGUGUGUGUCAUGAAUCCAGCUUUGGACGCAUCUACGGACCUUACUGCGAGUGUGACAAUUACUCCUGUGUUCGCUUCCGUGGGGAGCUCUGUGGAGGCCAUGGGGUGUGUGACUGUGGGGAGUGUCACUGUGAAAGCGGCUGGACCGGGGAGUAUUGCAACUGCAGCGCCAGCACUGAGGCGUGCAUGUCGGAGGAUGGCACUCUCUGCAGUGGACGAGGAAAGUGCGAGUGUGGCCACUGUGUCUGCUCUGUACCUGGAGCGUCUGGGGACAAAUGUGAGAAGUGUCCAACAUGUGGAGACGCCUGUAGCUCUGCAAGGAGCUGUGUAGAGUGCCAUCUGCAAGAGAAAGACGAUGCAGAGUCGUGUGAUCAAAAGUGCAGCAUCCCUAAAAUUUCCAUCAACACAACAGCAGAUUAUGACAAGAGCCGUUCUAAGCAAUGCACGCUGAUGGCGGAGAAUGAGUGCUGCAUCUCGUUUAAUGUGGUAGGAGGUGAAACAGGGACCACUGUCUAUGAUCUCCAGAUGUACGGUUGCCCGGAGCCUCCCAACAUCCCCAUGAUUAUUCUGGGGGUCUCCCUCUCCAUUGUGUGUAUCGGCCUGAUCCUGCUGGCUGUGUGGAAGGUGUUGGUGUCGGUCCACGACCGGAAAGAGGUGGCCAAGUUUGAGGCUGAGAGGUCAAAGGCAAAAUGGCAGACAGGGACCAACCCUCUAUUCAAAAGCUCAACAUCUACAUUCAAAAAUGUAACUUAUAAGAACACACAGAGAGAAAAGAUUACACUGGAUCACUACUGAUCACAAACUGGAGGCAAAACAACAUCUGAGUGCACUUAAGUGUGUGUGAGUGAGUGAGUGUGUGUGUGUGUGUGUGUGUGUGUGAGACAGAGAGAGAAAGUUUUGUACUAAAAUUUGUUUUUGUACGAGUCUCUGUGUGGAUUCAGAGAUAUUUAUAUAACACAGUAGACGACACUGUGAUCAGACAGACACUACAUGAUGAACUUGCUGCUGUAAAAGUGCACUGUCGAUUUACUGUAAAACGCUGCACUUUCCUGAUGCAUGAUCCUGAAAACUUAAACUUUUGUCUACUGUAACAUGCAGCUUGGAAAGGAGGAGUCUGCACUUCGAGUGGUCUACUACUGAAAAAAAUAUUUGUUUUAUUUUAAUGAAUGUAUAUAUACAGGUGGAUGUUAUGAUUUUUUAAAAAUAUUG
Molecule: messenger RNA, 2883 nt
Organism: Plectropomus leopardus (leopard coralgrouper)
Lineage: Eukaryota; Metazoa; Chordata; Actinopteri; Perciformes; Serranidae
Gene: itgb6
Product: integrin, beta 6
Biological process (GO): cell migration; cell-cell adhesion; integrin-mediated signaling pathway
Cellular component (GO): cell surface; integrin alphav-beta6 complex; focal adhesion
Molecular function (GO): integrin binding
Source: RefSeq, a predicted model, not a curated record